This is a messenger RNA of Aspergillus tanneri, 1929 nucleotides long. Its product is annotated as putative capsular associated protein. The record is from RefSeq and is a predicted model, not a curated record. NCBI's taxonomy places the organism in Eukaryota, Fungi, Ascomycota, Eurotiomycetes, Eurotiales, Aspergillaceae. The transcript has 5 exons. Bases 1 to 1929 code for a protein of 642 amino acids.
AUGUCUUGUUUCUCCCCUGAGUUGGGCCUUCAAGCCUCAGUUAUACUUAUUAAGUUGCAUGUUAUUGACAACUUCUUACUCGACGACGUUCGCGUUUGCUUCAGUGAAGGCCUCCAGUCCACCUACGUUUGCUCUUCUCUGUCUGGACAAUAUCCGCGCCUACGUGCAUUCAGUAUUCUUAACACGGUUCUGGACUCGUUGAUUGUGAUCAGCGCUGCCGAACUAUCUCGGGACGUCGCUGGUAGUCGAGACGCCCAGAAGAAGCAAGCCUUAACCUCCUGGGGUUACAGCUUUCUUGGUGUUGGUGUAUUCUGGACAAUUACGGCGCUCAUUUUGAAGGCUGUAUUUCCUCCUGAGGAUGGCCAGGGGUUCGACAAAUGGUAUGAGUAUGCCACGAACAGGUCUUCAGUUGUGAUUGAUGAAUUCGAUCAAAUCCAUUCAAAUCUGCUCCCAUUUCGCGCCCUACCGCCACAUACAAUCCGAAGUAUGACUCAAAAAUUAGCCACGAACCCUUAUAAUGAAGUUGGCGCGGUCAGUAUUCGUAAUGGUACGGCAAGGGUCCAGAAGGAUAUCAAGCCAACCCAUGCCUGGAUGGUUCACAGCGCAGCCAAAAUGAUGGCAAACUUCGUCGAAUAUCUCCCAGAUAUGGAUGUGGUUUUCAAUUUAAACGAUGAACCUCGAGUUGCAGUCCCCUGGGAAAGAGCGUCUAUCCUGAGAGAUCAGGCAGAGUCACAGGCACCACCAUCAAGCGACAACAUUGUGACACAGUGGUCAACAGACCGUGCAAAACAAUGGGGCCCAAUAGAACCAGCUGAUCAAAGAAUGGAGACCAUGUUCACGGACAGCUCCUUCAAAAAUAUUUUCGACCGUUACGCAAGCCUUGUUUGCUCGCCAUCUUCGAGAGCACGUUCUCAACGAAUAUGGAACCGCCGCAACUUAUGCCUGGACUGCAUUCGUCCCCACUCACUGGGCCAAUUUCCUUCGGACUGGGCUGCUGCGUCCGAUAUCUGCCACCAGCCUGACCUUGCCUAUCUUCAUGGGUUCCUCAUCUCUCCGGCAUCAUUCAAGGUCACUCAGGACUUGAUACCGCUUUUUAGCCAAAGCUCAAUUUCUGGCUUUAAUGACAUUAUAUUCCCCAGUCCAUGGAACUAUGUGGAUAAAAUCAAAUACAAUCCUUCCGAUAAACACCCUGAUCCUGAUUACACAGACAAAAUUAACGAUCUUUUCUGGGUUGGCAGCACAUCUGAAGGCAUGAGCCGCAAUGGCGAAUGGAAGGGCAUACCGCGCCAGCGCCUCGUACACCUUAUCAACAACAACACCUUGAAUAAGGUAUCUGUACUACUACCUGUGAAUGCCAACCAGACCUCCUAUCAGAUUCUAGAUGGCUGGACGCCGUCCAAGGAACUCGGUCUCGAUACAACCGUGCACCUGACCAACGUCGUCCGCUGCCGAAACGACUGCAAGGAGCAAAAACAGGAGCUGGGUACGACGCCCUCUGUGGAUUUCCAAAGCCACUGGGGCCAUCGAUAUCUGUUUGACUCGGACGGCGCCGGUUUCAGCGGCCGUUUCCUCCCCUUCCUGAAGAGUCGCAGCCUUCCAUUCAAAACCGGUUUGUUCCGCCAAUGGUUUGACUCGCGUCUUUCGCCCUGGCUUCACUUCGUACCCGUUGAUCUCCGUCUGCAUGGACUCUGGAGCACUGUGGCCUAUUUUGCCGGGGUUAGCAUGUCUACUAGCACAGAUAGUAGCGGCCAGCUCCCAGUCCUCAUGGAACCACAUAAUACCGAAGGACAGUGGAUCGCCGAAGAGGGGCGCAAGUGGGCGGAGAAGGCCCUGCGGAAAGAAGAUAUGGAGAUAUACUUCUUUCGACUUCUUCUGGAAUGGGGUCGGAUCACAGACGAUCAAAGAGAUAUGCUUGGAUAUAGACCAUAG